Messenger RNA from Megachile rotundata (alfalfa leafcutting bee), 4074 nucleotides. It is a transcript of the gene Upf2, whose product is annotated as UPF2 regulator of nonsense mediated mRNA decay. Gene Ontology annotation, biological process: nuclear-transcribed mRNA catabolic process, nonsense-mediated decay. Lineage: Eukaryota; Metazoa; Arthropoda; Insecta; Hymenoptera; Megachilidae. The record is from RefSeq and is a predicted model, not a curated record. Gene Ontology annotation, molecular function: RNA binding; protein binding. Gene Ontology annotation, cellular component: exon-exon junction complex; cytoplasm.
UAACGAAAUGUCAUUUGUCGUUAAUUCAUUUAGUGAAAAAAUUAUUUCGUUUUUACAUUAUUUUUGUUACUUAUUAUAAACGUAAACAUAUCGUGUACUAUACAAUAAUGUAUGAAAUAUUUUAUAAUAAAUGAAAAAAAGACUGGAGCAAUGGCAGAGGUUGAGGAAACUCCACCGGAAACAACAGAAGCACCUGCAGAACAGGAUGUUGUAUCAGAAGAAGAUAAACAGUAUCUGUUGGAUUAUGUUAAAGAAACAGAACAGCGGCUCAAUGCGAAAGAAGAGAUUAGAGCUGCUAAUUUAAAUCCUAAUAGACCACCAGAUUCAUAUUUUAGCAAACUAGAUUCAACAUUGAAACGAAAUACCACAUUUGUUAAAAAACUGAAAAACUUUAGUAGUAUACAGUUAGAUGUAGUUUUGAAAGAUAUGACACAUCUCAAUUUGACAAAAUAUGUAAGCGAAGUUGCUACUGCUUUAGUAGAUGCUAAGUUAAAAAUGACAGAUGUUGCAUCUGCUAUUAAAGUAUGUAGUUUUUUGCAUCAAACUUAUGUGGAAUUUUCAACGCACUUCUUUGAAAAUUGGCAAAGAAUUUUAUCUCUUAAGGUUGUUGAUAAAAUUGCAAACCCAAGCAAACUUAGGGUUGAUCUCAGGUUUUAUGCUGAACUAGUUAAUGCAGGAAUUUUCACGCAUAAACAAGGAUUACCUUUACUAGGUUCUGCGUUAACAGUUUUAAUCAAUAUGGACAAAGAAGAACACAAUAAUGCAAGCAUUAUAUUAAGUUUUUGCAAACAUUGUGGUGAAGAUUAUGCUGGUCUUGUACCUAAAAAAGUGAGAGAAAUAUCUGAAAAAUUAAAUAUACAAAUACCUAAAAGCAAGUUACUCUCACCUGAUAAGCAGCAAAAUGUAAGAUUAUUACUACGAGAUUAUUAUAACUCAUUGUGUAAACAUCUAUUAAAAGAACACAAGGAUCUGCAAGCUUUUGAAAAGCAAAAUCGAAAAAUCUUACAAACCAGAGGUGAAUUAAGUUCUGAGAGGAAAGAAAAGCUUGAAAGUCUACAAGUAUCCUAUGAACGUUUAUUAAAUAAUGUACAAAGUUUUUCUGAAACUUUGGAUGAACCCAUGCCAGAACUGCCUGUGGACAGUGAAAUGAAAGCAGAAGCAGAAGAAACCAUGAAAAUGAUUAGUGAAGGAGAAGAAAAUAGUAUUCUCGAAGACAUGUGGGGAGAUGAAGAAACCAGAAGAUUUUACGAAGUCUUACCUGACUUAACAGUAUUUCUUCCAGGAUCAUAUUUAAAAGAAGUACCUAAGCAAGAUGUGCCGAUAAGCGAAGAAGCUUUAGAUGAGGAAAUAACAUUUGAUGAAUUAGAAGAAACUGAAAAAGUGGAUGAGCCAGAAGCAGAAGUAGAAGAACCUCAGGUUUCAAAAAGCAAUAAAAUAUUAUUAGACGCAUUCCUAGCACAUUUACCAAAUUGUGUAAAUCGUGAAAUGAUCGAUAACGCAGCAGUACACUUUUUAAUGAAUCUUAAUACCAAGCAUCACAAGAAAAAAUUAGUAAAAGCAUUGUUUGGCGUAUCCAGAAUUCGUCUCGAUCUGUUACCGUUUUACUCGCGUUUAGCUGCUAUUCUUUAUCCUGUCAUGCCUGAUGUUGGAAACGAUUUAUGUUCAAUGUUAAAACACGACUUUAAAUAUCACGUACGUAAAAAGGAUCAAAUUAACAUUGAAUCAAAAGUAAAAGUAGUCAGAUAUAUUGGUGAACUCGUUAAAUUUAAACUUUACUCAAAGAUAGAAGCAUUAUACUGUUUGAAAGUUUUACUGCACGACUUUACGCAUCACCACAUUGAAAUGGCUUGCAAUUUAUUAGAAACAUGUGGAAGAUACUUAUUUUGCUCACCAGAUUCGCAUCAAAGAACCAAAGUUUAUUUAGAACAAAUGAUGCGUAAAAAAGCAGUCACUGCAUUGGAUUCACGUUAUGUAACAAUAAUUGAAAAUGCAUAUUAUUUUGUAAAUCCACCAGAAUCUACGGGUGGUGUCUCUAGGAAAGACAGACCACCAAUUCAUGAAUUCAUAAGGAAAUUACUAUAUCAAGAUCUUUCAAAAACAAAUACCGAUAAGGUUCUUAAAUGGAUGCGUAAAUUAGAUUGGGAAGAUGAAAGCGUAUCAUCUUAUGCUAUUAAAUGUCUCACUGCCGCGUAUAAUGUUAAAUACUUAAACAUUCGGUGUGUUGGAAGUUUGUUAGCUGGGCUUGUUGCACAUUAUGAAACCAUAGGUCCUCAUGUAGUUGAUGGUGUAUUAGAAGAUAUAAGGCUAUGCAUGGAGAUUAAUUUACCAAAAUACAACCAACGACGUAUUGCUAUGGUUAAAUACCUCGGUGAAUUGUACAAUUAUCGUAUGGUAGAAAGCGGAGACAUCUUCAGAACGUUGUAUCUUCUGAUCACCUUUGGAGUUAGUAUGGAUCAUUCUAUACCAAGUGUUCUCGAUCCUCCAGAUCAUCUGUUUCGCAUUAGAUUAGUUUGUACAUUAUUAGAAACCUGUGGACAAUAUUUUAAUGGUGGUUCUAGCAAGAAGAAAUUGGAUUACUUCUUAAUAUUCUUUCAAAAUUAUUAUUGGUUUAAAUAUACUGAUCCUAUCUGGACUACUGAAAAUCCUUUUCCGGUAGGAAUAGAUUACAUGUAUCGUGACACGUUAACGAUGUUAAGGCCUAAAAUGCAAUUGUUUCAAAGCUACAAAGAAGCACAAUGUGCCGUGGAAGAAUUACGGAAUACAUUGUAUCCCACUCUUGGAAAUUCUACUACUGAGGAUGGCGUCGAUCGUACCGAUGGAGAAUCGGACAUGGGUGUAAUCGCUGAAGGUGACGAAGAAAUGACUGUAACAUCCGGAAAUGGUAGUGGAGAUGCGAAAGGCGUAGCUGACUUACAUUUUGAAGAAUCUGAAGAUUGUUCGGAAGCACAGUCAGAAGAAGAAUGGACAGCUGAUGCAGAAAGAGAUGACACAAUUGGCACUCAAGAGAAUACACAAGGAGAUCAGAGUCUUUCAGAAGGAGGUACAGAUGGUGUUAUUAUGGAUGUAACAGAAUUAAACGCAGCACUACCUGCUGGUCCUAGAAGAGUAAGUUGCCCUGAGGAUGACGACUUUCUAUCUGCUCUUGAUAAGAUGGUUUCAGACAAUAUACAAGAUAGAAUGCGAGAUUCUGUAAAACCACAGCAAGUAGAUAUUUCUGUUCCUUUACACGUGAAAAGUACUAAAAAGACAUAUGAGCAGCUACAGGAAAGACCAACUGAUACUAACACAGUUGAUUUUGUGCUCAUGCUAAGAAAGGGUAACAAACAACAAUACAAAAACUUAGCAGUUCCUGUAUCAUCAGAGUUAGCAAUGAACCUCAGAAAUCGCGAACAAGAGCAAAAAGAAGAGAAAGAACGAGUAAAAAGAUUAACGUUAAACAUCACUGAAAGGCAAGAAGAAGAGGAUUAUCAGGAAACAAUUAAUCAGAGUACUAGGCCAGUAACAGUAAACUUAAAUAGAGAAAGACGGCAAAAGUAUAAUCAUCCUAAAGGUGCACCGGAUGCUGAUCUCAUCUUUGGUCCCAAAAAAAUUCGGUAGAUGUAUUUUAUUUUUGGUGAGAUAUUUGUCACAUGAAAUCGCAAGUAAUUUUAUGUUAAAUCGCGGAUUGUACGGUGUUCACAUUUCUUUGUAAAAUUUGCAAGAAAUUAAUGUUUCUUUAUUUUUAAUUUAAAAUACAUAUCUGUCUGCUCAUCGUAUGAAUUCUUAGUCAUAUGUGAUUUUUUGUAUAAAAUAUAUUCUUGCGAAAUACACGAAUGUCAUGUGUCAAUAUGUAUUUGAAAAUACAUUUAAAAUGCGAGGUAACAAAGUUAUUACCUUUUGAUACAAUUGAUACAUUCAAAUAAUAUACAUGUUAGAUUACGUAAUUUUUAUGUACAAAUAAAACUACUUACCAAAUUUCGAAUUAAAAAAAAAAUCGAUUUGGUCAAACUGCCAUUUCCAUGUUAUCUAUCAUGAAAUUGUAAAUUUUGCAAUCAAAACUUACGUAUUGACAUAAUAAAAGUUGUAUUAAUUAUA